GUGUACAAACUUGAAUUAUUGCUUAUCAAUUUGCCAUGUGUAGGUGUGAGAACGUCUAUAAAAACAUUUAAACUAACCGGAUUCAAUUCAGUUUGCAAACGUUAGCUGACCGAGAAGUAUUCAACGGUUUCUCUAAGAUGUCAUACAAGGUUGAGGCUGUUCCCGAUUCCUACGCCGCCCUGGGCGAGGGACCCCACUGGGAUGUUGAUCGCCAGAGUCUGUACUACGUGGACCUCGAAUCCGCCGGCAUUAAUCGCUACGAUUUCAAGCAGAACAAAGUGUACAAGGCGAAAAUCGAGGGCGAGAAAUUUGCCUCCUUCAUUCUGCCGGUUGAGAACAAACCGCAGGAGUUUGCCGUAGGAUGCGGUCUUCGCACGGUCAUCGUCCAGUGGGAUGGAGUCUCCGCAGUGGCCAAGGUCACUCGCACCCUUUUCGAGGUGCAGCCGGGCCAGACGGAAAACCGCAUUAAUGAUGCCAAAACCGAUCCCAAUGGGCGUUUUUACGGUGGCACCAUGGCCGACACUGGAGACAUCUUCACCCAAUGGAAGGGUGAGCUCUACAGCUGGCAGGCCGGUGGACAGCCCAAGGCCAUUCGUGGCAAGGUGGGCAUCUCCAAUGGCCUCGCCUGGGAUGCCAAGGCCAAGAAGUUCUACUUCAUUGACACCAACAACCACGAGGUGUUGGCCUAUGACUAUAAUCAGACCACCGGCGCCGUGAGCAACCCAAAGGUCAUCUUCGAUCUGAGGAAAAUCCGUCCCGAAGGACCAUUGUUCCCUGACGGCAUGACCGUAGAUACCGAGGGCAAUAUCUACGUGGCCACCUUCAAUGGCGGCACCGUCUUCAAGGUCAAUCCAAGCACCGGUAAAAUCCUGCUGGAAAUCAAAAUUCCAACCACCCAAAUCACCUCGGUGGCUUUUGGAGGUCCCAACUUGGAUAUUUUGUAUGUGACAACCGCCAACAAGUUCGACCAGCCGAAACCAGCUGGCACCACCUUCCAGGUCACUGGGCUCAAUGCCAAGGGUUUCGCCGGCGUUAGUUUGAAGAUCUAGUUUGUAGACUACUUGUAUAAUAGCAUUUAAUUAAAUAAUCAAACGUUUGCUUGUAUACUGAACUAA
Drosophila simulans is the source of this 1115-nucleotide messenger RNA. It is a transcript of the gene smp-30, whose product is annotated as regucalcin. The coding region runs from base 138 to 1049 and encodes 303 amino acids. Lineage: Eukaryota; Metazoa; Arthropoda; Insecta; Diptera; Drosophilidae. The record is from RefSeq and is a predicted model, not a curated record. Gene Ontology annotation, biological process: L-ascorbic acid biosynthetic process. The transcript is spliced from 3 exons. Gene Ontology annotation, molecular function: gluconolactonase activity; calcium ion binding.